AUGAAGCUCCAAGCUGGACUCUAUGCUACCGCACUAGCCCUGCUAGCUCUCCCUAUGCUGGUAUCCGGAAGCUCCAAGUCCAGCACCAUAGCUCCGGUAGUCUCGCCACUCCCAUCUCCCACUGGCAGGGGCCAUUGGGAAUUCGGACUCUAUAAAAGCAAGAAAUGUACCGGCCCCGCAGUCAACUUUAUGGGGAAUGGGUCCAGUGACUGCCGCAGUGAUGUACCCAGUGGAGGAGCAAAGGGAUACAACACGACUACCCUUGAUAUGGACUGUACAGUGACGCUGUACAAGGAUAGUAGAUGUUCGCGCGGGAAGAAGAUUGUGAAUGUCUUUGCCGAUAAUAAAAGCAAGUGUAACUCGGCUGGGAAGAAGAUCAUGGGCUACAAGGUGGAAUGUUUCUGA
Molecule: messenger RNA, 405 nt
Organism: Penicillium cinerascens
Lineage: Eukaryota; Fungi; Ascomycota; Eurotiomycetes; Eurotiales; Aspergillaceae
Exons: 1
Coding region: 1-405 (134 amino acids)
Source: RefSeq, a predicted model, not a curated record